This is a messenger RNA of Paramacrobiotus metropolitanus, 1719 nucleotides long. RefSeq lists its product as uncharacterized. NCBI's taxonomy places the organism in Eukaryota, Metazoa, Tardigrada, Eutardigrada, Parachela, Macrobiotidae. The record is from RefSeq and is a predicted model, not a curated record. The transcript has a single exon. The coding region runs from base 1 to 1719 and encodes 572 amino acids.
AUGGACAAAGAGAUCAUCGAACCGACAUCGAAUAGUAGUCAGGGGAGCCGUAGCUCUCACGGGUCACAGCAAGGCGCACAUAACCCGUACAAAAAAGACUUGUACCCGUACUCGCGUCCAGUUGGACAUGAUCGAAACACUCGAGCACCGAAAGUCCCCGUGAAGAAAGAUUCACGUGGGUCGGAAGCGACAUAUCAGAAGGCACUCGGAGCAGUGUCAGCUCAGGAGAGCUCCAGUGAUGAUCUGAAACGAUCUCCCGCGUCUGCGGCGGGAAACAACGAGGUGAACCAGGAGGUCACCAAAGAAGGAACGAGCUCGGAACGAGCUGCAGAGAUGGAUCUGACAUCGCAAAACGACAUAACCGACCAGGAUAAGAAGGAGAACCUGGUUAAAAACGAUCUCACCGAGCAGCUAAAGAUCACAUCAGAUGACCUCAACGAACUUAGGAUAGAUGAUCUCACACUUGGAGAUGAAACAACAACUGAGGACAUCUUCGAGAGUCCAAUGGCAUCUGAUGAGAUGACGUCUAAUCGCGGAAAUGAAGAAUCAUACUUCACUGAAGAUGAGAUGACAUUGAAUAUGUCAUUCAAAACCGCGAUGAAGGAAGCUGAUCGAGCUCAGGGAUUGACACCUUUUGAGGACAUCCCCGAAAGUCUGAUUGAAAGGAAUCAGACGGGAAAGAUCGUCAAUGUACGAUCCCCAUCUCCGAACAGCCCCACUUCCAGCCUGAAACGACGAGUCAGAGAACUUGAGACUUCAUUGGAAGAAAAGGAAGCUCAAGUCAUUAAGAAGAAACAAGAAUAUCAGAAUAAAGUGGGAUCGCUACAGACGCGUAUAUACGAACUGGAACAGCAACAGGCUGUCCUUGAGAAUACGGCGGAAGAGUGGAAAGUUCGAUAUCAACGCCAAGUACAGAUCGCGGAAGAGUCGGUGAAAAUAGCCGAUGAUAGGGAGAUGGAAGGCUACAUAGCUGUGAACGAACUUAACGAGAGCAUGUCCGAAGAGACAGCUGAAAGGUCACGGCACAUAGCCGAAUUGAAGGAUCAGUGCGAUGAACUUCGCAAAAAGGCAGAUGAAGCUGAAGCGAAGCGAGAUGAGUAUGCAAACAAACUAGCGGAAGCGACUAAACGAUUGACAGCGGUGAACAAGGAUAUAUUCAAGCUCAGGGAUGACCUGAAGCUCAAAGAUGAGAAUAUCGAAACUCUCCAAAAAGAAUCGGCAGAUCAUCAGAAACGAGCUGAUGAUGCCGUUAAAGUGGCACAUGAUCUGCGCGAUCUUUUAGCUACCGAAGGACAACGACUAAAAGAUGAGAUCAGGCAGGUCACUGAGGAGAACGCACAGCUCAAAGAAGCUGGCGAGAAGGCGGCCGAAUGGGGCCAAAGAUGGGAAGAUGAAGCACGACGACUAGAUACGAAGGUGACAAAAGUCGAAGUGGAGAGCAAAGAACAUCAGAAAAAGAUCCGUGAGCUAACAGACGAGAACAUAAAGCUCAACACGGAGCUGGUCGAUAUGACGCAAACGGUGAUGACUCACCAAGAUGAAGUCACCCGAUCGAGAACUCAUCUGAAAUCGGCAGCUGAUGCGUAUGCUCAACUGGAACAGCAAAUGAAUCAGCUAAUCGACCAGAAUAAAGCGAGAGAGACAGACGAAAAGGAGUUAAAUGCGGAGACGAUUCAGCGGCAGAAUUUCGCCCAUAUGCUCAAGCAGGAGCGAGAUUAG